GCCCUGUGCAGGGAUAAAUACACGUUCUCACCCAGGAGGAUCCAGCACCUGGACAGGCGGCUUGGACAUCCUCUCACUACACCCAGCUCUCCGAGAGUCAAGGGCAAAAGAGAUGUCAUUCCUUCUGGCUCUGGGGCUGCUGGUGGCUGGGCUCUGCCCCACUGUCCAUGGCCUCCCGGGGGGCGUGCCAGACCGUACGAAUGUGACCCAGGAGGGCCAACAUAAGGAGACGCCUGUGGACCUCCUCAGAUUUGCCUCCAGCAACACUGACUUUGCCUUCAGCCUCUACAGGCAGUUGGCUUUGAAGGACCCCACUAAGAAUGUCGUCUUUUCCCCGAUGAGCAUCUCCAUGGCCUUGGCCUUCCUCUCCCUGGGGGCCCGUGAUACCACCCUGACAGAGAUCCUCAGAGGCCUCAAGUUCAACCUCACGGAGACCUCUGAGACAGAGAUCCACCAGGGCUUCCAGCACCUCCUGCAUGCCCUCAGCCAAGCCAGCAACCAGCUGCAUCUGAGUGUGGGCAAUGCCAUGUUCGUCCAUGAGAAGCUGGAGCUGCUGGACAAGUUCAGGAAUGAUGCCAACGCGCUGUACGCCUCUGAGGCUUUCUCCACCAACUUCCAGGACACUGUCGCUGCCAAGAAGCUCAUCAAUGACUAUGUGGAAAAGAAGACCCAGGGGAAAAUUGUGGGUUUGAUCAAGAGCCUUCAGGCAAGAACAGUGAUGAUCCUUGUGAACUACAUCUUCUUUAGAGCCAAGUGGAUGACACCCUUUGACCCCAACGACACUGCCGAGUCCAAGUUCUACCUGAGUAAGAGGAAGUCGGUGAAGGUGCCCAUGAUGAGUCUGGAGGGCCUGCGCACGCCCUACUUCCGGGACGAGGAGCUGGCCUGCACGGUGGUGGAGCUGCGGUACACCAGCAAUGACAGCAUGCUCCUCAUCCUCCCGGACCAGGGCAAGAUGAAGGAGGUGGAAGCCGCGCUGCUCCCGGAGACGCUGACGAGGUGGAGGGGUUCGCUGCAGACGAGAUCGAUAGACAUCUUCCUGCCAAAGUUUUCCGUCUCCAGCAACUACAAUCUGAAAGACGUACUUUCUCAGCUGGGCAUGAGGCAAGUCUUCACCACAGAGGCUGACCUGUCAGGGGUCACAGGGACCAAGGGCCUGAUGGUCACUCAGGUGGUCCACAGGACCCUGAUCGACGUGGCCGAGAACGGCACGGAAGCAGCUGCAGCCACAGCCAUUGGUCUUGCCCUCCUGUCCCUUAGAAUCCCAGAUAUCAGAGUGGAAUUCAACAGGCCCUUCCUGUUAGCCAUACUUUCCAAGGACACCCAGAACGUCCUCUUUUUCGCCAAAGUCGUUAACCCCAAGGAAGCCUAGUGCUCCUCUCCAGGUGGAGGGGCAUUCCCUCUGAGGGCGCCCGGGGCUCUGGGUACAGCCUGGCCCUGCUCACUCAUUCUCGAGAAGGUGCCAGUGACUCUGCCUGGUGGCUCCUACACGCAAGGGAAGUCUGUGGACUCUUCAUCUGGGGACUCUGAGACUUUCCGGUGGCAAUAAACCAUCUUCUUUGGACU
Messenger RNA from Artibeus jamaicensis (Jamaican fruit-eating bat), 1566 nucleotides. Its product is annotated as alpha-1-antichymotrypsin. The transcript has 5 exons. Gene Ontology annotation, biological process: negative regulation of endopeptidase activity. NCBI's taxonomy places the organism in Eukaryota, Metazoa, Chordata, Mammalia, Chiroptera, Phyllostomidae. Gene Ontology annotation, molecular function: serine-type endopeptidase inhibitor activity. The record is from RefSeq and is a predicted model, not a curated record. The coding region runs from base 113 to 1372 and encodes 419 amino acids.